This is a messenger RNA of Gadus morhua (Atlantic cod), 2791 nucleotides long. RefSeq lists its product as uncharacterized. The record is from RefSeq and is a predicted model, not a curated record. NCBI's taxonomy places the organism in Eukaryota, Metazoa, Chordata, Actinopteri, Gadiformes, Gadidae. Bases 1473 to 2708 code for a protein of 411 amino acids. The transcript has 5 exons.
AGAAGCCAGCAGAGCCUACAACCUCACCUGACAGUGCAUUCGUAGACACUCCUCCAGCUACUGUGGAAGGCGUGUCCUCUUUGCCAGAGCCCUGUGACACGAAAAGCGUGGACAACAACACGGCAGAACAGACACAGACAAAGGGGAAGACUUCAGCACCGGCAGCAGACCAUUAAAAAGCAAGAUGAGUCGGCAGUGGAUCGUUCUUCAGACGAGUUGAAGCCAGAUGGCACAGUGGAUCAGUUUGGUGAUGAAUCAGAAUGGGAUUCCUCCAGUGUAGACAUGGGAGACGAAUAUAUACCACCUAAAGGUGAAUGUGAGGACAGCACAGAUGAUUCGAACGGAAGUGAAGAAUUCUUCGAUGACACAAUUGACCUGAUAUCCAAACAGAAGGCCAAAAAAAAGAGGACAACUAAGAAAGACCAUACAGUGUCAUCAAAGCGCAGGUGCAGAGCGCCAGGUUCAUGGAAAGCAAGAAGCAGCAUCCUUACCACAUCAAAAAGUCCUCCUGUUGCGGAAGAUGGUGAUACACCACUGUCUCCUCCAUCUGUGUCUGUUCCUGCAGUCUCUCAAAAGUCAGAUGGGAAAAGGGUAUAUGACAAAAUGCAGUACUGCCAGUUUUGUGAAACUUCAGUAAAUAAAUAUGCAAGACAUCUGGAGCGUCGUCACAGUGCUUUGGCUGAAGUUGCCAAGGCUUUAAGUUACAAUAAGGGUUCAAAGGAAAGAAAAUGUCAUUUGAAUUUUCUAAGAAGCAGUGGCAACUUUAUGCACAAUGCAUCUGUGCUCAAGAGUGGACAAGGGAGCCUCAUCGCAAAAAAGCGACCCAGAACACACAGUUCGGAGAAAGAAUAUGUGCACUGUUCCCACUGCCUUGGCCUUUUUGUAAGAAAACUGUUGUGGAAACAUCUUAGAAAAUGCGAUAAACGGCCAUCCGAAGAAGGGGCACAGAAGACAUUUUCUAAAACUCGAGUGCUGGCCACCUGCUCUAUUGAACAACCUUCACCUUCAGGCACCCCUGAAAUGUUCAAUGAUCUGACCAAGAGCAUGCGUCAAGAUGAUGUCACUAAUAUUGUCAAAACUGAUCCAGCAAUCUGGGGUUUUGGCUGCCAUUUAAUGAACAAGGUCAUGGGUAGUAGUACUGACACAGUUGGCAAUAAGAAGACUGUCACACAACAGCUGAGGAGUCUUGGUAGGUUGAUAAAGGCAGCAAGAGAGAUAACAACUAUGAAGACAACCAAAGACCUAGUGAGCCCUGAGAAUUUCAAGGAGACCAUUAAAGUUGCCCGUCACGUAGUCGGAUUUGACGAAACGACAUCAAAGUCAGAAAUUCCAAGUCUUAAUGGUAAAUUGGGUACUGGAUUGAACAACAUGGCAAAGUAUGGCAAAGAGCCGAAGCACUGCAGUACUUAGAUCAUGCAGAAGCAGAGCGGUACCAUGCAUUUUCCACUAUUGAUAGUCACUGGAGCGUGUACAUGGCAGGUCAUGGCAGGAGGGACCUCAGGGAGGCUAAAUUUAAUGCUCCCAAGCUAUUACCAUUUACAGAUGAUGUUAGACUUCUUCAUGUUCAUCUAGAUAAAGAGGUAACCCAAGGCAUCAAGGAAUUGAAAGAGGUGGUUUCAACAGCUAACUGGAAACAGUUGUGUGAGGCUACUUUGACAAAUGUUAUACUGUUCAACCGCCGAAGGGAAGGUGAAGUCUCAAAGAUGGAGUUGAAGUUUUUUCAGUCAAGAUCGAAAUCAGUGCCUAUUGAAGAAGUCAAACAGCACCUCACAGCCAACGAGAUGAGUAUGUUCUCACAUUUCACUCGGAUUGAACUGCCAGGAAAGCUUAGUCGUGGUGUUCCUUUACUACUAACUCCACAGACUGAAGAAGCACUUGAACUGCUGUGCAAUAGACGAGAGGAGUGUGCCGUUAAAAAAACAAACAUGUACUUGUUUGCUCGUCCAGAAAAAGACACAUAUCUCCGAGGUUCUGAUUGCAUUCAAAAAUUUUCAAAUGAAUGUGGUGCCAAAAACCCCGAAGCCCUACGCUCCACAGACCUGCGGAAACAAAUUGCAACAUUGUCGAGUGUACUGAAUCUCAAAGACGCAGACCGUGAUCAAUUGGCAAGGUACCUCGGCCACAAUAUUAGGAUCCAUGACGACUUCUACAGGCUCAAGCUGGACACCCUUCAAAUUGCCAAAGUCAGCAAGCUCCUACUCGCUAUGCAGCAGGGACGGAUUGGAGACUAUAUAGGGAUGAACCUUGACGAGAUAGACAUCUCCCCAGACGAGUCUGUACCAACACUGAUGCCUGACAAGGAAGAGGUGCAAGGAGAAGACGAGAUGGGAGAAGGAGACGACAGCGAGAUCGGGGAAGGAGAAGACAGCGAGAUCAGGGGAGGAGAGGUCAUGUCAGAGACCAGACUGAGCAACACCCUGCCCCCUGAAAUCCCAACCCAAAUGGAGGUGUCAUCCAGUGGUAUUUCUUCUUCUAUAAAAGGUCGCCACACAACAACGAAGAAGCCUUGGACCAAAGAAGAAACAUCAGCUGUCGAAAGAAGCAUGAGCCGAAAAUUCAUUGAGAAGUUUGUAGUGCCAGGGAAAAAUGACUGCAUUGCCUGCAUCAAUGCAAACCCGGAAGCAUUAAAAGAGCGUGACUGGAGAGCAGUCAAAUUCCAUGUAAAGAACAAGAUCACAGCUCUCAAGAGAAAAGCCUUUAGCCAUUGACCCUGUCUGGGGGGCUUCUGUGGUAUUAACUUUUUAUUCGUCUGUGGCAGACCGUUUUAGUUUCAUUUUUUAUUUAUUUUUAU